This is a messenger RNA of Penicillium vulpinum, 822 nucleotides long. RefSeq lists its product as uncharacterized. The transcript is spliced from 6 exons. The annotation marks the transcript as partial. The record is from RefSeq and is a predicted model, not a curated record. NCBI's taxonomy places the organism in Eukaryota, Fungi, Ascomycota, Eurotiomycetes, Eurotiales, Aspergillaceae.
AUAAUAACUGAUCGGAAGAGCUGGAUACUUCGCGAGAAGCCUAACCUCUUCGUAUUAAUUCGGUAUCUACUAUCCGGUACUCUGCUACCCCGGCUGUAUAUUUAUAUUCCGCUUAGCACAAUACUACUUAUAUUGCUAGUCGAACUUUUCCUUUUUAUCUUUAGGAACGGUGUCUUCCCCCUACGUCCCUAUUCUCGUGCCUCUAUUAGAUAUAAUCGGAGCAAAGAGGUAACACCGCUGAAAGUAAGGAUUGUACUUAUAAGGCCCCUAUAUAUCGAGGUAGGCCAAUAUAUAAGCCUCUGGAUACCCGCGGAUAUCCUAGAGCUUUUUGUUCAACCUCGAAGAGGACUCACUAAGACUAUUUACUAUCGUACAGCCCUAGAUAGCUAUACUUCCUUAACAGUAUUUGUUAACGGGCCGUAUAGAGUCAGUAAAUCUGUAGACUAUUACGAAUAUAUCUUGGUAAUUGCGACCGAUUUCGGUAUAGUAGGUAUUAUAUCUUAUCUUAAAAAGCUCCUGUACGGUGCCCCUGGACCCGAUAUUUCUGAUGAUGACCUUGUUAAUUGGGAUACCUGGCUCACACCAGAGGCACUCUACGAUAAAAAAUAUCUGGCUACUUCACAAUACAGCUUUAUCAAUAUAGGAGACUGUACUGAGCAAGUCCCUCUGCUAUUAGAUAGGAGCUUACAGUUGAUACAGUCCACAGACAGUAACAAAGAGAUAAUAACAAUAGGUCUCCAAACUUUAAGUCUAGGCGUAUAUACCUUUGCGAAACGUGGAAACACAGAAAUCCAACCUAUCGUGAUUAACGAAAAAGAAUAA